AUGUCUAGCAAAUAUAGUUUGAAAUGGAAUUCGUACCACACGGAGACGCACGCCACCUUCGAGUCGCUUCGCAGCCAAGAGAUGCUGGUGGACGCGACUCUGUUUUGCGACGGUCAGGCUCUCAAGGCGCACAAACUGGUGCUGUGUGCCGGGUCGGGCUAUUUCGAGAGGACGCUCCACCGGGACACCCACCGCGACACCUGGAUGUACUUCUUCGGUGUGGAUGUGAACCUCCUGAAGCUCCUGAUAGAUUUCAUGUACCGCGGUGAGGUGGAAGUGCCAGAGGCGGACCUGGAAAGACUGAUCGAACUCGCAGACACGUUGGAAGUGAAGGGACUGAAAGGAGAACGUUGCAGGAAUGCUGCCUUUUCUGCAUCUUCUGGCCAGACGAUGCCAGCAUCAGAAGUGCAAGACGCCUCGACCCACCGACAAAAGGAGACGGCCUUGGUGACGGGUUACGCCAGCAACUCGUCCCAUUCUGCUACCCUCAAGGGCAGAAGGAAAAACUUUGCAGCUGCUUCCACUCCCAAGGAAGCAUUUGAACCUCCUUCCUUACAGCCCAAGACAUUGCUGCAGGGAGACUUGAACCAGGAAGUGAACGACGCGAGGUCAUCCGGCUCCUCCCAGUCCAGUCGGUGCAGAGGGGACUCGGUGGCGAGAGAGGGAAGCGAAGAAAUCCGUGCAGGGAAAGGGGAUCAGCACGCGAUCGGGUACACGGAUCACCACGAGGAUGGAGGCCACUGGGAGGAUUCCAUGUUCGUCACGGACGGGGAGGAUGGGCCGAUUUUGUCCAGUGAAGAAAUGCCUUCUAACAUCCCACAGGAUAUUGACCCCGCUACCAUCGGGAUUCCACACGAGGAGUGCAGGGGGGUCAUGUGGCAGGGCAGGACAUGGGACAAGCAGAAGACGUACUUCUGCUCCCACUGCUCGUACAACACCAACCGCAGGUACCACGCGAUCAGGCACGGCCGCAUCCACACUGGGGAGAAGCCCUUCACCUGCUCCACCUGCGGGAAGGCCUUCUCGAAUCCCUCGCACUGGAAGAGGCACAGCAGCACUCAUGUCUAUGAUAUGAAACUGUAAUUUUGUGAUUGAUAUAUUGUUAUUGUAAGGCAGGUUUGGACCUUGCUAUAAUGUAUAUGUGUGGA
Molecule: messenger RNA, 1148 nt
Organism: Darwinula stevensoni
Lineage: Eukaryota; Metazoa; Arthropoda; Ostracoda; Podocopida; Darwinulidae
Source: the annotation of a GenBank genome assembly